CCCGUGCCGCCGCCCGCUGCCGGCUCCGGCGGGGCCGGGCCGGGGCGGAGCCCAGCCGGGAGCGCGGCCGGGCGGGGCCGCCGCCCCCGCGGCAGGUGCGGGCACAGCAUGGCCCGGGCCGAGCGGCUGCGGAACAAGCUGGUGGAGCGCUGCGAGCGGCUCCAGCUGCAGAGCGCGGCCAUCGCCCGGCACGUGGACGAGGUGCUGCCCGCCAAAGACCAGAGCGUCCUGAGCGCGGCCAGCGCGGCGCGGGAGCUGGUGAUCCAGAGGCUGCUCCUCGUGGGGAAGGCCUGCGAGAACGAGGAGCAGCGGCUGCUGGAGAGGGUGCACGCUGAGGAGGAGAGGGCACACCAGAGCAUCCUCACCCAGCAGGUGCACUGGACAGAGGCUCUGCACAAGCUGGGUGCCCUCCGCACCUACCUGGUGGACGUGAUCACCAACCUGGAUGACCAGGAGCUGCUGCGUGCAGAACAAGAAAUCUUCGAGAGGACGGAGGUGGCGGAGGGAAUCUUGGAGCCACAGGAGUCCCUGAAGUUAAACUUUAAUCAGACCUGUGUUCAGAGUCCACUGCUGCAUCGACUGUGGGCCUGUGCUAUGCUCUGCUGCCUCACAGGCUCACAGGAGAUUCACAUCGAUGAGAAAACCCUGAGCCCCCACCUCAGCCUGUCAGAAGACAAGAGAACCCUGACCUUCAGCCCCAAGAAAGCAAAGGUGGACUCGGACUGCCCCGAGCGGUUUGACCACUGGCCCAACGCUUUGGCCACUGCACCUUUCCACUCGGGGGUCUGUGCCUGGAAGGUCAGCGUGGAGCAGAGCUGUGCCUACAAGCUGGGGGUUUGCUACAGCUCCGUGCCCAGGAAGGGCUCUGCCAACGAAGGCCGCCUGGGCUUCAACGCUGCCUCCUGGGUGUUCUCCCGCUAUGACAAAGAAUUCCGGUUCCUGCACGCAGGGCAGCCCCAGCCCGUGGAGCUGAUCAAAGCCCCGGCAGAGAUCGGGGUCCUGCUGGACUUUGCCGGGGGGGAGCUGCUCUUCUACGACCCCGGCUCCUGUGCCAUCCUCUUUUCCCACCGUGAGGCCUUCCUGGAGCCCGUCUACCCCGUCUUUGCUGUGGCACACCAGAGCAUCUCGCUGGUGCUGUGAGCGGGGUGUGGCCGUGUGUGACUGUGUGUGCUCUGCACACUGCCCGCGGGGAAAGGAGCCCGGGCUGUGGGCUGUGUCCAGGGGCCUUCACACAACACCUGCCUUCACACCACACCUGUUCCUCUGUGUUUUCUGCAGCUUUCCUCAUCCUGGAGUCUACACCCUGUGCUGGGGUGAGGGCUCUGGGAAUGCCUCGUUGGGUCAGCUGCUCCUAGGUGAAUUGUUUCAUUUCUGCCCCACCAAAGGCAGCUUUCCAGUCUGCUGGUGGUCUGGAGAAAAGAGGAGAAAUAGUGAGAGAUAUGCAUGGAGAAAUGGCAGGGAGGAGGCCCGUGGAAAGGCACAUACCGUACUCAUCAGGAGGGUGGAGCCGGGGGGGGGGGGGUCAGGCUCUGCUCCCAAGCAACAGUGAAAGGACCAGAGGAAACAGCUUCAAGUUGUGCCAGGAGAGGUUUAGGUUGGAUAGUGGAGAAAAUUUCUUUGGCACAUGCUAAGACAGUCAUGGAGUCACUAUCCUGGAGGGGUUUAAAAGGUAUUGUGGAUGUGGCACUAGAGGACAUGGCUUAAUGGUGGCCUAGGCCUAGUGUUGGGGGAACAGCUGGACUUGAUCCUAAAGGUCUUUUCCAACCUAAAUGAUUCUGUGAUUCGCUGAUGGGGACACAGCUGGAGAUGCUUUUGGGAGGAGCUACCCCACUGCAGAGCAAGGACAGUGCAAGGGGCUCUUCCCUGUGGGGGAAUCAUGCUGGGACAGGGGCGCUGCUGAGGGGCUGUGGCCAUGUCCAAGCAGAGGAACAAGGAAAGAGCAGCAAAAAGAAAUCAAAACUGAGUGUCCCAAAGGAGUGGGAUUUGAGUGUAACGUCGUGCAAACACAGGGAGCUGAUGGCAGCAGGCAGGGGGGAAGGAGAGGUGUAGGCAUGAAGCUGAGCCAGAGAAAGGGGUUUAAUGUCAUCUUUAAAGGGUCAUCUUUUUAUGUCUCACUACCCAAAUCAGUAAAGUUUGUUAACUGGCAAUUCAUUAAGUGAAA
Molecule: messenger RNA, 2161 nt
Organism: Prinia subflava (tawny-flanked prinia)
Lineage: Eukaryota; Metazoa; Chordata; Aves; Passeriformes; Cisticolidae
Gene: BSPRY
Product: B-box and SPRY domain containing
Exons: 6
Coding region: 109-1140 (343 amino acids)
Biological process (GO): protein ubiquitination
Cellular component (GO): cytoplasm
Molecular function (GO): protein binding; ubiquitin protein ligase activity
Source: RefSeq, a predicted model, not a curated record